Messenger RNA from Cantharellus anzutake, 1380 nucleotides. RefSeq names its product aspartic peptidase domain-containing protein. The transcript is spliced from 7 exons. Bases 146 to 1273 code for a protein of 375 amino acids. Gene Ontology annotation, biological process: proteolysis. Gene Ontology annotation, molecular function: aspartic-type endopeptidase activity. The record is from RefSeq and is a predicted model, not a curated record. Lineage: Eukaryota; Fungi; Basidiomycota; Agaricomycetes; Cantharellales; Hydnaceae.
CCCCCUGGUGGUGGCCCAUGCAAAGAACAAAACUGAUGAUGAUGAUAUCGGGCGCGCUCGAAAGGGCAAAAAAGGUGCACACAGACAUGGCGGCGCAUGCCCUGGAGGCAAGGCUGUUGCAAAUAGCACUCACAUUAAACACAAAAUGAAAUUUGCAAAUUGCACGGGCACUACCAUAGGGAAAAACGAAGGCAAUGCCACUGGUUUUCCACAAGGCAACUUGGCCGCUGCGCAAGAUGGUGGACUCACGAAGUCGCAUGUCGUCACGUCGAACGGGACGACUGGCUUGGACAUCAUCGCAAACGAUGUCGGGUAUGUCUCGACUAUUCAGAUCGGCACGGUAGUGCCUGCCGUUUCGUUGCCUGUUGUGGAUACUGACGUUGUAAUCGGUAGUGGGAGUGCAGAUACGUGGGUUGGAGCAACGAACUGCAAGAAUGAUCAAUCUGGGCAACCAUGCAGCGCCAAACAUGUAACAUUGGGGACAAGGACGAGUUCUUCCCUCGCAAACACGGGAAAGACAUUCCAGGUGACUUACGGGGCAGGCGCCGUUGCCGGCCUCAUCAUUACCGACAACAUUGUCUUUGCAGGACUUCCACUCGACAAUCACACUUUUGGCGUAUCCACAAUCGAGACUGUGGAAUUCUCUGCGGAUAACAUUCCCUUCGAUGGCUUAGUCGGUCUCGCCCAAUCUACGUUAUCAAACCAACGUGUCUUGACUCCAGUUGAGUCCCUCGCCGAACAAGGCUCCAUUUCGGCUGCCAUCGCCAGUUUCAAAAUUCCACGACUUGCAGAUCAGAAGAACGAUGGUCAAGUAACAUUUGGUGGUCUUCCGCAGGGGUUGUUCGAUCCCACGACACUCGUCACAGUCAAUAAUGUUAAUCAACGAGGAUUCUGGGAGUCUGCAGUAGAUGCCUUCACCGUUAAUGGCCAGGACACUGGUUUGAGCGAACGAACCGCAAUCAUGGACACGGGUACUACUCUUAUUAUUGCACCUGCAGCUGAUGCGGCGGCGAUUCAUGCAGUGAUUCCGGGUGCCCAGAAAGCUGAUCAACUCGGCCAGGGCCUGUUCACUCUUCCCUGCACUACAAACGUCUCCGUUGCUUUGACAUUAGGGGUAAAUCAAAAUGACUUAACGGGCGAUUGCGUGUCAGGCAUUUCAGCUGGGACUGUAGGUGGCUCGCAGGAGUGGUUAGUUGGUGACGUGUUCCUAAAGAACGUCAUGUUCUCAACGGAUGUUGGGAAGAACACGCUGUCGUUUGCAAAGCUUGUUUGAGGGUAAUUUAAUCGUGCUCACGCUAUUCUUACAUGAACCGAUUAGACGGUGCAACUGCAUAUGUACAUGUAUUACAGCAAUGGAAAAUUGAAUUUGUCAAUCUGCUC